This is a messenger RNA of Symbiodinium necroappetens, 1836 nucleotides long. The record is from the annotation of a GenBank genome assembly. Lineage: Eukaryota; Dinophyceae; Suessiales; Symbiodiniaceae.
AUGGCAGAGGAUACAUGUUGCUGCCUGAGUGGCGUCAACAGCCUCUUCCAGGUCUUACGCCGGAGGCCCUCGAUACCGGAACGGGUCCGGAUUGAAUCUGGCCUGUCGGUGAUGUCCGCAGACAGCCUGGCGAGACCACGGCAGGGGAGCUGGGCCUCUCCUGUUCCCUCGCCUCAGCUGAAGAGUGCAGAGCCUCCAUCCUUCAACGAGGACAGCCUCAAGUGGAUUCUCGACACCCUCAGUCCGACGGCUGGCGCCAGCCGGUUUACUGAGGUCAUCGCCGAUCCAGAUGCGACCCACAAGAUCAAUGUUACGGAAGGGGCUCAUCACUUCCUGACCGAGCAGCUCUACGCGGCCCCAGGCAACCUGCCGGCUGCAAGGACUGCAAGUCAGCGAGAGGCGAUUUUACGAGCCUUGCAGCCCACGGCCACUUUUGAGAUGAUGAGCCACAUUCCCGUGGAGUUGGUGGAAGCUUCUGGGGAAGAAGCGCAGGCCCUGCGACGGAAGCUACUGGAAGGAGCGACCAUCGUAUUUUUCACCGCAGGUUACCCUGGAAAACGGUUUAUCUACGAGCGGGCCAUGCAGUUGGGUGUCAAGAGUGUCAUCAUCGAGCAUCCAGACAGCUGGGCCAAGUCUCUGGUGGACGAGGGAAUCAUCGCCAAAUUCGUCCCCAUCGACAUGUCCCAGGAUGCGGAGGCCGUCUUCGAACAGGCUGUCACCGCGAUCCGCGCCCUCGGAAAAGACCCGCUGACACUGGAUGCAGACGCAAUCAUUACCUUCUGCGAGCUCUCCGUUCCCGUGGUGGCGAGGCUCGCGGAAGUCUUGGGCCUUCCGGGCCAUCCGCCCACGUCUGUAGACAGGGCCCGGGACAAGCAUCGGACACGGGCAGAGAUGAAAGCUGUGGGCCUCCCCACGCCGAAGAACACACUUAUCAAAGGUGCCCACGAGCUCGAGGAAGCGAUGAGGACGGUGGGGUUUCCGGCCGUACUGAAGCCCAUCUCGGGGGCCGCGUCCCUCGGUGUGAAGAAGGUGAGCUCCGAAGCAGAGCUUAGGGAAAGCUACGUGGAGGUCGUCACGGAGCUGUCGAAGCUGGUGGUGUCAAGCGGGGCCUUGACGCAGGAUGAUGGCACUGGCAAAGGUGUCAAGGCAGAGAAUGCCAUGGACUGCACGAUCCUCAUGGAGCAGUAUUUGGAUGGGAAGGAGGUGGAUGUCGACGUGGUCAUGAGUCAGGGUGAGUGGCGCUAUGCAGCCGUCACAGACAACGGACCCACACUGGAGCCUUACUUCAACGAGACUUAUGCCGUUUGCCCCUCACUGUUGCCCUCGGCUCAGCAGAAGGAGCUCAAGGAUUUGGCCAUCUCCACUCUGAAAUGCCUGGGCUUCACGGAAGGGAUCUUCCACGUCGAGUGCAAAUACACCUCCCAUGGCCCCCACCUCAUCGAGGUGAAUGCACGCAUGGGUGGAGGGCAGGUUCACGAAACCAACUUGCGAGUUUGGGGCGUCGACCUCGUGGAGGAAACACUCUUCGUGGCCGCGGGAAUUCCCUGCCGCCCCUUCAUCCCAGUUAAGACACCCCUAGGGGGAGGGGUUGCCUACUGCGACAUCAACGCGGAAGAGAGCGGCACGUUGCAGAACCUGGAUUUUCUCACUUCUCUGCAGCAGAAGGAGGGUGUCGUGUGGGCACGCCCCUACAUUCGCGCAGGAUCCCAGGUAGUUGGCCCGAAAGAUGGGUUGCCGACCUGGAUUGCCGAAUUUCUUGUACAAAGGCCUACAGCUGCUGAAGCAUUGGCUUGCUUGCAGCAGCGCCAAUCGGAAGUCAAGCCAGACAUCCGUUAA